This is a messenger RNA of Setaria italica (foxtail millet), 2617 nucleotides long. Its product is annotated as ETHYLENE INSENSITIVE 3-like 3 protein. Lineage: Eukaryota; Viridiplantae; Streptophyta; Magnoliopsida; Poales; Poaceae. Bases 351 to 2174 code for a protein of 607 amino acids. Gene Ontology annotation, cellular component: nucleus. Gene Ontology annotation, molecular function: DNA-binding transcription factor activity; DNA binding. The transcript has 3 exons. The record is from RefSeq and is a predicted model, not a curated record.
ACCCAACGGAGGCCUCGUGUUGGCUUUCGUCCAUUCCUGCUUGCCCCGUUUCCCCUCCUCCUCCUUCCUUCCUUUUUUUCUCACUUUCCAUUCGACUCCCAAAUCCGACCGAAAUAAAUAGCCAGAAGAAAAGCGAAUCUUCUCCUCCAUCUCCCCGAGCAAAUCCCUCGUUCACUCGGGCGAGAUCAAAUCCAUUCGACGAGAAGUUCUCAUUCAUCGCCUCCGCUUCGCCCUCCCUGUUCGCCGCCAGUACCCAGGUUUCGGGUCGACAGGUUGCAGUGAUCCUUGCUGAAUGCGCAGCUAGCCUUUCCUGGGUUUGAUGUAAUCCGGCUGCCAGAGUGGUAGUUCUUAUGGAUCAACUCGCCAUUAUUGCGACGGAGUUGGGCGACUCCUCAGAUUUCGAGGUUGAGGGCAUCCAGAACCUCACUGAGAAUGACGUCAGUGAUGAGGAGAUCGAGCCUGAGGACCUGGCGCGGCGGAUGUGGAAGGACAGGGUCAGGCUGAGGAGGAUCAAGGAGCGGCAGCAGAAGCUCGCGCUGCAGCAGGCCGAGCUGGAGAAGUCGAGGCCGAAGCCGAUAUCCGACCAGGCCAUGCGCAAGAAGAUGUCGAGGGCACAGGAUGGGAUCCUCAAGUACAUGCUCAAGCUGAUGGAGGUGUGCAAUGCGCGCGGGUUCGUGUACGGGAUCAUCCCGGACAAGGGGAAGCCUGUCAGCGGCGCUUCGGAUAAUAUCAGAGCUUGGUGGAAGGAGAAGGUGAAGUUCGAUAAGAAUGGGCCUGCGGCGAUCGAGAAGUAUGAGUCUGAGAACUUGGUGACUUCUAAUGCCCAGAGCGGUGGGAUUAAGAACCAGCACAGCUUGAUGGAUCUCCAAGAUGCCACUCUGGGUUCUCUGCUUUCGUCUCUGAUGCAGCAUUGUGAUCCACCACAGCGCAAGUACCCUCUGGAGAAGGGCACUCCGCCCCCAUGGUGGCCUUCAGGGAAUGAGGAAUGGUGGAUUGCCUCAGGCCUUCCCAGCGGCCAAAUACCUCCUUAUAAGAAACCACAUGAUCUUAAGAAAGUUUGGAAGGUUGGUGUGCUUACAGGUGUGAUCAAGCACAUGUCCCCUAACUUUGAUAAGAUCAGAAAUCAUGUACGCAAAUCAAAAUGCUUGCAGGAUAAAAUGACCGCAAAAGAGAGUCUAAUUUGGCUGGGAGUUCUGCAGAGAGAAGAAAGGCUUGCUCACAGAACUGACAAUGGUGUAUUGGCGACGCACCACAGUUUGCUAGAAGACAGACAUGGGGAAACAAACAGCAGCAGUAAUGAGUAUGAUGUUGAUGGUUUUGAGGAUGCUCCUCUUUCUACAUCAUCUAAAGACGAUGAACAAGAUCCGUCUCCUGUUGCACAGUCCGCUGAGAACCAUGUCCUGAAAAAAGGGAGGGAAAGGGCCUACAAUAAACGCUCUAGUCAGGUUGUUCCUAGUAAGGCAGGAACAAAAGAACCACCAAAGAGGAAAAGAGCACGUCACAGCUCUACUGUUGAGCCUGAUGUACAAAGAGUUGAUGCACCAGAAAACUCAAGAAAUUUGAUUCCUGAUAUGAAUCGGCUGGAUCAAGUAGAAGUCCAAGGCAUGGCUACCCAGAUUGUCAGCUUCAACCAUGGGGGCACCACAAGUGUAUCUUUACAACACAGAGGAGACACUCAAGUACAGGUCCAUCUUCCUGAUGCUGAGGCUAAUAGCUUCGAUAGCGCCCCAGCUGCAAAUGCUACUCCUACAAUCAUAUACAUGGGAGGCCAGCAUUUACCUUAUCAAAAUAGUGACAGUGCCAGGUCAAUAUCUGAAAAUAAUUUUGUAGCGGAUGAUGAUCCUGGUUUAAAUAAUCUGCCCAGCGGUUAUCAGACCUUACCUCCAAAACAAUCACUACCACUAUCUAUGAUGGAUCAACAUGUGGUUCCCAUGGGUAUCAAGGCACCUACUGAUAACAUUCCUUAUGGUGAUCAUAUGCUAGGUGGAAAUUCUACUUCUGUUCCUGGAGACAUGCAGCAGCUUAUAGAUUUUCCUUUCUAUGGUGAACAAGAUAAGUUUGCUGGCAGUUCCUUUGAGGGGUUACCUUUAGACUAUAUCAGUAUCAGUAGCCCAAUCCCAGAUAUUGAUGACUUGCUGCAUGAUGAUGAUUUAAUGGAAUACUUGGGGACAUAACCUUAGGUUAGGAUGAGGUCGAUACUCAAUAACAUUUGUUCUCAUCCAUUUUGUCUCACCAGAAUCACCAUCCUAACUUGAGUAUGGAAGGCUAAACUUCUCAUUUUGUUGCUGGUCUUGUUAUUUGAGACCAACCAUCUGUAGCGUGCUGAGUGAUGACUUGCAUUUUUUUGGCAAUAAUGUAUCACAUAGUGACAGAAUCGUACAUCUGGAAGGCGAACAUGGCCUAAAUUUGAUAUGAUAUCUUUCUGGGGAUAAUGUCUGGUGAAGAAAGGAAAGUUUUUGUAUUUUAGAAUUGUAAGAUAUGAGAUAUGAGCGUUUUGCUCUUCUGCAUCCUCUCUUUCUCUAUGGCCUGUUGCCAUCUACAUAAACUUCGGGAAUCCAACAUUGUAUAUAUGCAAUAAAGGAAUGAAAAAUUUUCAGUUGAGGCACCCCUCUAUAUA